ACCACCCCGACCUGCGCUUCUGGUCUUCUGCUCCGCCGCACCUCCGACCCAUCCUCCUCUCUCUCACCCCCACUUCUCCAGAUCUACUCCACUGCCGCCUCCAAUGGCGUCUCCAGCAGGAAACCCUAAUCCGAACCCCGGGAACACCAAUCCCCCCUUCGAGAUGGCCAUGCUCUUCAGGCCGCCUCCCAACCCCGCGCCGACCGCCGCGCCCAUGUUCCCCGGCGCCGCCGGCCCGCCGCCGCACUCCGGCCCCUACUCCUACCCCCCCGCCACCCCUCCCUUCCACCUCCGCCCCUACCUCCACUACCCGCAGGAUCCCCAGCCCCCCAUGCCCCGACCGGUCAUCCCCUUCCCCAUGCCCAACCCGAACGCGAACCCCAACCCGGGCGCUAACCCCAUGGCCGCCGCGGGCCCCAACCCCGGCGCCCGCCUCAUGCAGCUGCUCGGCAGCUCCGGCUCGGGCCACCUCGAGUCCGCGGUAUCUAUGCCCCCACCGUCGUCGGAGUUCGCCGCCGCGCAGCCGUCGCCGCUCCCGGCGAUGCCAUCCGCGCCGCCGGCGAGGAUGCUCAGCAGCACCAGCAGCAAGGUGCCGAGAGGGCGGCUUCUGGGUGGCGGGGACAAGGCGGUGCACAACGUUGACUCGAGGCUGCCUGGGGAGGCGCAGCCGCCACAGCUGGAGGUAACGCCGAUCACCAAGUACACGUCAGACCCAGGUCUUGUGCUGGGCAGGCAGAUCGCUGUAAACCGGACGUACAUCGUCUAUGGGCUCAAGCUGGGGAACAUCCGUGUGCUAAACAUCAACACCGCGCUUCGGUCACUGCUCCGUGGCCAUACACAGAGGGUCACGGACAUGGCUUUCUUCGCUGAGGACGUCCAUCGUUUAGCAAGCGCAAGUGUGGAUGGACGGAUAUACGUGUGGAGGAUUGAUGAGGGGCCUGAUGCAGAAAAUAAACCACAAAUUACAGGAAAGAUAGAAGUUGCCAUACAAAUUGUAGGUGAUGCCGAAGCUUACCAUCCAAGGAUAUGUUGGCACUCUCAUAAGCAAGAACUUCUGUUUGUUGGAAUCAGAAACUGUGUCUUAAGAAUAGACACAACUAAAGUGGGAAGGGGAAGAGACUUUAAUGCUGAAGAACCUAUCAAAUGUCAUCUUGACGAGCUUAUUGAUGGUGUACUCUUGGUUGGUAGGCAUGAUGGUGAUGUGACAGAUUUGUCCAUAUCUCAGUGGAUGACUACCCGACUCGCUUCAGGAUCAAAUGAUGGCACGGUAAAGGUUUGGGACGAUCGCAAGUUAGCGCCUCUAUCGAUUCUAAAGCCACAUGAUGGUCAAGCUGUUUACUCAGUUGCCUUUCUUACAGCACCUGAGCGCCCGCAUCAUAUAAAUCUCAUCACUGCUGGUCCUCUAAACCGAGAAAUUAAAAUUUGGGCUUCUACUAAUGAAGAAGGUUGGUUGUUGCCAAGCGACUCUGAGACUUGGAAUUGCACCCAGACCCUGGAACUUGUUAGUUCUCGGGAACCUAAAGUCGAGGAGGCAUUUUUCAACCAAGUUGCAGUGCUGCCUCAAGCAAGCAUUAUCUUACUUGCGAAUGCGAAGAAGAAUGCUAUUUACGCUGUGCAUGUUGAGUAUGGCUCAGACCCCGCUUCUACCCGCUUGGAUUAUAUCGCAGAUUUUACAGUCGCGAUGCCUAUUUUAAGUCUUACUGGCACACACGAAAGCCAACCUGAUGGUGAGCAGGUAGUUCAAGUCUAUUGUGUCCAAACAAUGGCCAUCCAGCAGUAUGGGCUGGAGUUAUCACUUUGUUCACCUCCUACUUCUGAUACUACCUCAUUUGGAAGAGACCCUGUUGUUUCACGUGUUUAUGAUACACCUCUGGAAGUGGUAGGAGCAGAGUCAUCCACGGGAACUAGCUUUACAGAUUCUUAUACCGUCGGUACUUCGAGUAAACAAUCAACUUUUGAUCAGACUGCAGAGUUUGAUCUUAAGCCAUCAGCUCCACCACUUACAUACACAGAAGGUGAUGGUUCUGCGCAUCUUCAGUCUGCCCCUCUUGCAUCAAACACUGAUCUUCCUGGAUCAGGACCAUCAGUAGGCAACCGUGACAAAGACCAAUCAGCUUUUGAUUAUUCGACAAGCCGAAUCACUGAGCCAGUUGCCUUGACUAGGCAAGAUACACCCAUGCCAAAACCAGUUGCCCUCGCUAGGCAAGAUACACCCAUGCCAAAACCAGUUGCCCUUGCUAGGCAAGAUACACCCAUGCCAAAGGACAAUUUUGGAAAGGAUGAAUUAAGAGACAGCCACAGUGAUGUUCAGAUGCUCCCAAAUCCUCGCAUGAUGUUUAAGGUAGGAGGAAAUGCCACUCAUCUCAUAACUCCAUCUGAAAUUAUAUCAGGUGCUCUGUCUGCUGAAAGCAAUCAGGUCUCUAAAUCUGAUGGCGCAAAAAUCCAGGAUGACUCUAUUAGUAGCCCUCGGAUUGCAGAAGUGGAAGCAAAACAUGUCGAUGAGAGUAAAUCUAAUCAUGCUUUGGAACUUGAAGCUGUCAAGGAAGCUCAAGUUGUCCGUGAGAACUCAGAGAAAGAUCAAAAUUCGUUGGAGCAAACUGUUGAAAUGAUCAGUGAGCGUUCAGUAACAACUGAUAAGUAUAGCGUGGAAGAAUCACGGUCACCAUCUGAUAGACUGGUCCCUGACCAUACUGGUGCUGCUGGAGAAAAUGUUUCAAACAAAACCGUAGAAAAACCUGGCAUAAGUGACUCCUCUGUCUCUAGGGAGCAAUCAUCUUCAUAUACAAAGGACAAGGUUUUUCAUCCUCAAGCAUCUGGUCAGUCAUCACCUUCUACAAGCGCAUUUAACUCAACUGAGUCUUCACAUGAACCUGUCAGCAGUGCAUACCCUCCUAUUGAAUCCUCUUCAGAAGUUGCCGAUAUGCUGCAACAGCUAAUAGCCAUGCAGAAGGAUAUGCAGAAGCAGCUAGGUACUAUCGUUAUUGCUCCCAUUGCGAAGGAAGGCAAAAGAAUUGAAACAUCACUAGGCCGUACAAUGGAGAAAUCUAUCAAGGCUAGCAUUGAUGCCUUGUGGGCCCGUUUCCUGGAGGAGAACACAAAACGUGAGAAGGCUGAAAGGGAACGAAUGCAGCAAAUGACCACUCUCAUCACAAGCUCAAUAAACAAGGACCUUCCUGCUAUGUUGGAUAAGUUAGUAAAGAAAGAAGUUUCUUCACUUGGACCUGUUGUUGCACGGGCAAUGACACCUAUUAUUGAGAAGUUCUUAACCUCUAUAGUUGCUGAUGCAGUUCAGAAAGCGGUGGGUGACAAGGUGGUGAAUCAGCUGGACAAAUCUGUUACUGCAAAACUUGAAGCUACACUUGCUAGGCAAAUCCAAAUGCAAUUUCAUACAUCUGUAAAACAGACUCUUCAGGAUGUUUUACGCACUAGCUUUGAAUCAUUGCUUGUUCCAGCAUUUGAACAAUCAUGUAAGACAAUGUUUGAGCAAGUAGACAGUGCAUUCCAGAAAGGAAUGUCUGAGCAUGCUGUUGCUAUUCAGCAGCAGGUUGAGGCAGCACAUACUCCAUUGGCGCUUACUUUAAAGGAAACUAUCACUUCUGCGUCCUCAAUCACCCAGAAUCUCACAUCAGAGUUACUUGAUGGGCAUCGCAAACUUUUGGCGCUGGUUACAUCUGGCAACGCCAAUGCGCAAAAUACAAAUGUUCUGCAGCCCAACAAUGGUCCUAUCACUGGCCCACCAGAGGUCGAGGCACCAUUAGACCCGAUGAAGGAGCUGGGAAGACUGCUAGCUGAACACAAAUUUGACGAGGCUUUUACAGUAGCACUUCAAAGAAGUGACGUGUCAAUUGUGUCUUGGUUAUGCUCUCAGGUUGAUUUGCGUGGAUUAUGUACAAUGGCCCCAGUCCCUCUGAACCAGGGAGUCCUCCUAGCCCUACUCCAGCAGCUAGCAGUUGAUAUUGGCACCGAGACAUCCCGGAAAAUUCAGUGGAUGACAGAUGUUGCCAUGGCGAUCAAUCCGACAGACCAAGUCAUCGCCAUACAUGUGAGGCCCAUCUUCGAGCAAGUCUACGCCAAAUUGGCUCACCACCGGUCGCUCCCCACCACCAGUCCAUUGGAUAACAGCAAUCUCCGCUUGCUCAUGCAUGUCAUCAACUCAGUUCUGCUUAGCUACAAGUGAUUCUAGCUGGCUGCAGAAACAGUGGGGUGGUAUGAUGGUCUAUUCUUUCUUUGUAUAGAGAGAAAAUUUUGAAAAGCAAGGGAAACCUAGAAGGACGAUGAAAACUGUCACCAAGAAAAAUUGUUAAGGGCUGAUGUGCCCGCCCCCUGGUGUAAAUUAGGCUUGUAUCGGACUUAAAUUGGAGUAUUUCCAUGUGGACUGUCUACAAGUCUCUUUGUUCUUGAGCACACAGUCGUCCUUUGUAGCUCCAAGUUUUGAUAGUGGUAGCAGCCGCUUGCAGUGGUGAGUGGCUGUUGCUUUCACCCAAAAUAUGAUUGAUGUUGUUUCA
This is a messenger RNA of Triticum dicoccoides, 4505 nucleotides long. Its product is annotated as enhancer of mRNA-decapping protein 4-like. The transcript has 13 exons. Lineage: Eukaryota; Viridiplantae; Streptophyta; Magnoliopsida; Poales; Poaceae. Bases 104 to 4177 code for a protein of 1357 amino acids. Gene Ontology annotation, cellular component: P-body. Gene Ontology annotation, biological process: deadenylation-independent decapping of nuclear-transcribed mRNA. The record is from RefSeq and is a predicted model, not a curated record. Gene Ontology annotation, molecular function: protein binding.